Messenger RNA from Pezoporus flaviventris, 997 nucleotides. RefSeq names its product podoplanin (gene PDPN). Gene Ontology annotation, molecular function: protein-folding chaperone binding; chemokine binding; signaling receptor binding. The record is from RefSeq and is a predicted model, not a curated record. The transcript has 6 exons. Gene Ontology annotation, biological process: positive regulation of cell migration; lung development; response to hyperoxia. The coding region runs from base 233 to 676 and encodes 147 amino acids. NCBI's taxonomy places the organism in Eukaryota, Metazoa, Chordata, Aves, Psittaciformes, Psittacidae. Gene Ontology annotation, cellular component: basolateral plasma membrane; filopodium; lamellipodium.
CCACCCCUUCGCUAAAGCAAAUAAUGCUGACUCCACUCAGCUUUCCUUAGUUGUAUAGUUAUCAUCUGGGAAAACCUUCCCCCUCUAGACUACAGCAGUUAAAGGAAUAUUUGGAAUACCAAAGUAUUUUUUGCAGCGAUUUCUUUCUGUGAUCUCAGUUCUCCAAAAAUUGAUCUGAAUUUGGGUCCAUCUGGUCUCAGGAUUGGAAAACUAUUCUCAAAGCAGAUCAAAGAUGUUUGUUAUGAUCAAAGUUCAAUUCUUCAUCUUCGUUCUAGGGAGAGUACCUUUCGUAGCACUUGUGGAAGAAGCAAGCACAGUUGUAGAGGGAGAAGAAAGUGCAACAACAGAUUUCAGAAAUGACACAGAACUUGAAGAAUCACCAACCCUGUUGCCCACAAGACUACAGAGCGUAACCAAUCUCUUGCAGUUUGGACAACUGAUGACCACAGAAAGUGCAUUUGCCCCAGCUGAAGACAGUGAUAAUUCUACUGGUUAUGAAGGCAACACAGAAAAUACUGAUGGUGGACUGAGUGGGGAGCCAGAGAAAGCUGAAAAAGGUGGUCUGGAAACAAUUGCACUGGUUGGAAUAAUUAUUGGAGUAAUAGUUGCAGUUGGAAUCCUUGCAGGAAUCAUCAUUGCUGUUGUAAGGAAGAUGUCAGGCAGGUACUCGCCCUGAAAACAGUUGAAACAAGCAGCCACGCUGUUCUACACCAGAAAAAUACAAGUGCUUCUUAUAAAAACUAAAGACUAUUCCUGUAUCUGUGUGAGAAGAUGAUCCAUGGAAAAUACGGUUGAAAAAUUCCAGAUCUAUGGGGAUCCCACACAAUACAGACUCCCACUGCCCCAGACUACAGAGUGUGGAAUAUUUCAUAAGGUUUUUACUAACCAGGAGUUUAGUAGAAGCACAAAAUGAUUAUACAGUAAGAAAAAACCCAGCAGCAAUGAGAUUUACAUCUGAAAUGUGAUUUGCAGGUAAUAUAUGUAUCCUAGCUUUAUU